AUGAUAAUUUCAAAAAUUGACUUAUUUUCAUCUCAAUUUUCAUUUAAUGUGAACGAUAAACAUAUGAAAAAAGGUACUAUUUUAGGCGCAUUUUUAUCAAUUUUAGUAAUUUUAACAAGCUUGGCAUAUUUUGUGUACAUUUUAAAGGAAUACAUAACAAACUAAAUUGAGCCAACCUAUAGAUCUCAAAGCUUCGUAACUGAUCAUACACUCAAUAUCCCCUUAAGCAGUGACCUGAUUGCCUUUAAAUUUGACUAUGGAAACAACUAUUUGCUAGAAAAAUAAAAAGAAAAGACAUACAUCGUUUAUAUUGCAUUCUUUUACUAUCAAAGUAACGAUGACUAGCAAUUCAUAACUCUAGACGUUAUUGACUGCACUAACCCUAACCUUUUAGGAUUUAAGUGUGUCGAUUUUACUAAUCUUUCUAACUACACCUUGGCACACAAUUCAUAGAUUAACUUGUAGUCUUCAAUAUAAAUAUUAACUUAUGGAUGCAGAGAUAUUGAUAGUAUUAAAACAACUAUGCCUAAUAAUUGUGCGGAGUAAUCAGAAAUAGAUAAUAUUAUUAAUGGCUUAAACGCUGGCUAAAAAUUUAAGCUUUACACUUCUUAGUAUAAUGCAACCUCAUAAGAAUUAUAAGUAAAUUACAGAAAUUUGAUAGUUUAUACAUUUUCAACGUAGUCAAUUACAACUAUCUUAAAUACAUCGAUUCAAAAUACUUCUGUAAAAUAAGGCUUAAUAAUUUAAAAAGAAGAAACUUAUUCUACUCCCCUUUCUUACUCAUAAAUAAAUUAAGGACUAGAUAGAUAACAAGCACUUUCAAUCGGGGUAGGUCCAUAUAAUAUAGCAUUGUUGUAAGUUGAUGAAAUAGUUUAGUAUGUUCAAAUAUAAUACCCAACUUUGCCUUAAAUUCUUGCUCUGGUAAACAGUAUUUUUGCCUUAUUAAUGCUAAUUGGUAUUAUAGGUCGCUAUGCUUCUUAGAGAUCGAUACAAAAAGACUUUUUAAUGCUUUUUUUGAAGACAAUUUAUCAAGAUUAUUAUUUUAAAAAUUUAAAUGUUGCUAAUUUUUUCAAUAAUUAAUCAUAAUAACAGUAAGUAGAAGUUAAGGAAUAGGAAAAUGAAGAGAAAAAGAUACAUGAAGAUGGUGAAAAAGUUGAUGAACUACACGAAAAUGGUAUACUUGUACCCACUUUUUAAAAUAAACAAAAGUAAAGUCUAGACUUAGAAUAACCAAAAAAUAUUACUUAAGCCAAUAGCUUUAAAUUAAAAUUUCAAGAUAAACCAUUUUCUUAAGAGUAAAAAGAAGUUUUAACUGAAUGUGUGAAUACUGAUACACCUUUGAAUAAUAAUAAUAAAGAUGAGAGGAUAGAUAAAAUUUUGAUAUUACCAUAAGACUCUGUAAUAGAAGGUUCAAACACAAACUAAGAUAGUCAUUGGGGCGAUGAUGCUGUUAGCUAAUUCUCAUACUCAUAUAGACCAAACCUAGCAUUAUCUAUUAAGAGGUCUAAUUCAAGCUAAUUUUACAAUUAAAAGCUCAGAAAUAACCGCCUAAAAGAAAUAAAAAAUUAAGAGUCUUAGAUGAUUCUGAGAAAACUUUCAACAAUACAUAACUAAAAUGUUUAAACCAAAGUUGAGAAUGUAAUCUUCAGCAAGAAGACUUUUAAACAAUAAGAUUAAAUAAAUUUAAAACAAAAAAAUAAUAAAAUGAUGAAGAAGAUUGAGUAACAAAUUCAGAAAGAACUGAAUAUAUUAAAUUUUGUUAAGGAUAUUUUAUUCUUGAAGAAAGCUAUUUUAAUGAUGUUAAGUCAAGAACAGCUGGCUGCACUCUAAGCCAUUAGCUGUUCACAGAAUUUUUUAGAUUUAAAUUUAAAUGAGAAAUUUGAAAACAUGAAAUAACUUGAGGAACAAUUUAGCUUAAGCCAUUAUGAAAAAUCAUUUGCUCUUAUGGAAAAUAGCAAAUUUUAACUAGAGUAUUUGAAUAACUUCUUAAAUAGGUGUCAAAAUGAUGAUAAUUUAAGCCCACUAGACUUAAAAAUUAUAUAAACUCUUAAAAAGUGUCAUAUUAAUUGA
Molecule: messenger RNA, 2070 nt
Organism: Tetrahymena thermophila SB210
Lineage: Eukaryota; Ciliophora; Oligohymenophorea; Hymenostomatida; Tetrahymenidae
Product: AMP-binding enzyme family protein
Exons: 3
Source: RefSeq, a predicted model, not a curated record